GGUUCCUCUUUACAUAACGGCGCGAGGCGGCAUGGGCUCGGGCCACCGCCUCCGCCCGGCCGCCCGCCCGGACUGUCGCGGCCCGUGGUGGCGACGGCGGCGGCAGCAGCCAAGUUUCCCCCGCGGCGGCCCGGGGGCGCAUCCCCCCGCAACUGUCAAGCGCUGGCGGCGGAAAUGAUGAGGCGCUGGCCAUUUUCCGAGCCCGGGUUUCCUGCCUGAGCCCCGCUCGAGCGAGCCGCGAGCCAGGAGCCGGCGCGCGGGAGAGAACGCGCCCGGGGCGGGGGCCCGCCCGCCCCCUCGAGAUUUCGGGGGGCCGGGGGCGCGCGACGCCAUGGGCCGGCCGGGCCCGGACCCCCUCUCUCUCAGCCUGGCCGCCCCACCUCGGUCUCCGCCAUGAACGGGCCCACCCUGCAGCCCUCCUCGGCCUCCUCCGCGUCCUCGCCCUCCUCGUCGGCCGCCGCGACGUCGUCACCGUCCCCUCGGGGCUGGAGCGAGUUCUGCGAGCUGCACGCGGUGGCUGCGGCCCGGGAGGUGGCCCGGCAGUACUGGCUCUUCGCGCGCGAGCACCCACACCACGCGCCGCUGCGCGCCGAGCUCGUGUCGCUGCAGUUCACCGACCUCUUCCAGCGCUACUUCUGCCGCGAGGUGCGCGAGGGCUGGGUGCCCGGGCCACCGGGGUCCCGGGCCGCGCCGCCUGCGCGUGACUACCGGGACACGGGCCGCGGGCCCCCGUCCAAGGCCGAGGCGGCCCCGGCCGAGUCGGGCCCGGGUCCCGCCGUCCCCGCGCUGCCCAAGGCCCGUAGCUCGGAGGAGCUGGCCCCGCCGCGACCGUCCGCCGCCUGCACCUUCCAGCACCUGCGCCACAGCCUGCGCCACAUCCUGCGCCGCGGCUCUGCCGGGGAGCUGCCGGCCGCCACCGGGGCCGCGGGGGAGGCGGGGGAGGGCCCGGCCCGCUCCGGCCUGGCCAGGAAGCUCCUGCCCUGGAGCCUGGCCCGCGAGCCGCCGCCCGAGGCCCUCAAGGAGGCGGCGCUGCGCUACAGCCUGGCAGACGAGGCGUCCAUGGACAGCGGGGCGCGCUGGCAGCGGGGGCGGCUGGCGCUGCGGCGCGCCCGGGGCCCCGACGGCGGCGCGGACCGCGUGCUGGAGCUCUUCGACCCGCCCAAGAGUUCAAAGCCCAAGCUACAAGCAGCCUGCUCCACCAUCCAGGAGGUUCGGCGAUGCACACGCCUCGAGAUGCCGGACAACCUCUAUACCUUUGUCCUGAAGGUGAAGGACCGGACAGACAUCAUCUUUGAGGUGGGGGACGAGCAGCAGCUGAACUCCUGGAUGGCUGAGCUCCGGGAGUGCACAGGCCAAGGCAGGCUGGAGCGCACAGACCCAGAGACGCACAUUCCCUCAGCCCCCGAGUCUGGCACAUCCAACUCCCCGCGGGGAAGCACAGAUUCCCUGAACCAAGGUGCUUCUCCUGGGGGGUUGCUGGACCCAGCCUGUCAGAAGACAGAUCACUUCCUGUCCUGCUAUCCCUGGUUCCAUGGCCCCAUCUCCCGGGUGAAGGCAGCCCAGCUGGUUCAGCUGCAGGGUCCUGAUGCUCACGGAGUGUUCCUGGUACGGCAGAGUGAGACACGGCGAGGGGAGUAUGUGCUCACGUUCAACUUCCAAGGCAUAGCCAAGCACCUGCGCCUGUCGCUGACCGAGCGAGGCCAGUGCCGAGUGCAGCACCUCCACUUCCCCUCUGUCGUGGACAUGCUACACCACUUCCAGCGCUCUCCCAUCCCACUCGAGUGCGGUGCUGCCUGUGACGUCCGCUUGUCCAGCUAUGUGGUAGUCGUCUCCCAGCCAGCAGGUUCCUCCAACACCGUCCUGUUCCCUUUCUCCCUUGCUCACUGGGAUUCGGAGCUGGGCCUUCCCCACCUUAGCUCUUCUGGCUGUCCGCGAGGGCAUGGCCCGGAGGGUCCCCCCAGCCGACCCUCCCCCCCAGAGCAGAUAUUCCACCUGCUGCCUUCGCCCGAGGAGCUGGAAAACAGCCUGCGGCACCUGGAGCCUGAAGCUGCCAGUCGAGCCCGGGACUCAGACUACGAAAUGGACUCCUCCUCCCGGAGCCAUCUACGGGCCAUAGACAAUCAGUACACACCUCUCUGACCGGCGGUGAGGAAUCCCGGGCCUCACACGUGCCCCCGCGGAGCACAAGCAAGCAGAGAUGUGAACUUGUGAAUGUAAUUUUCUUUCCUUCCUUCCAGAGAGAGAGUUAAGGGACACUGUUAACUGCUCCAGUUUCGAUGUGACCCUUCUAUUCGGCCUGUUAAAGGGCCUCCUGUAAGUUUCAUCGUCCACCACCUGCUUUCUCCUUAUUGUUUACAGAUGUAGUUCUUGUUCGCAGAUGCCACCAGUUCCUGCCCUGAGUCCCCAGGACCUGUCCCAUCCUCUUACAGGAGGUAAUGGGUGAGGGCCAGAGCUGGCGGCAGAACUGGGCUCUU
Messenger RNA from Lontra canadensis (Northern American river otter), 2474 nucleotides. It is a transcript of the gene SH2B3, whose product is annotated as SH2B adaptor protein 3. Gene Ontology annotation, molecular function: transmembrane receptor protein tyrosine kinase adaptor activity. The coding region runs from base 394 to 2139 and encodes 581 amino acids. Gene Ontology annotation, cellular component: plasma membrane. NCBI's taxonomy places the organism in Eukaryota, Metazoa, Chordata, Mammalia, Carnivora, Mustelidae. Gene Ontology annotation, biological process: intracellular signal transduction. The transcript is spliced from 8 exons. The record is from RefSeq and is a predicted model, not a curated record.